UCUGACGCGGCCUAUGUAAAUUUUUCUAGCGCUCAAUUUGCUCAUGAAGGAAAUAAAUGCUCAUGUUGGAGAAUCAUCCUUAAUUUCAGAAGAUAAGCUUCCUGAAACAAACAAUAUCGUACCUCAAGAGUUACCCAUUUCUUUAACUAUUUUACAUAAUCGCACGAAGCAUCAUCUGGUUUUUCAAUCAUCCACAACUAUUGCUGAAGUUAAACAGUCUAUAGAACCUUUAACACACGUUCCUGUAGAUAUGCAGAAACUAAUUUUUCGCGGAAUAUUGUCGGACAAUACGACGCUUGGGGAGUUGUCAUUACCCGGUAAGGAUGCUAAGCUGAUGCUGGUCGGUACAAAACCUUCUGAAGCAGAGCAAGUUCGUUUAUCUGAAGCAAAUAAUCAUGCUAAUGAAGAAAUUUUGGAUGAUUGUCGAUCGGAAGUUGCGAUGGACUGGUCUGACCAGACCGAACAUAAACAAGUUUUAGAACGUUACGGAAAACCGGAGAAUGCUAUGGUCGGAAUAUUAAAUACAGAAGAAAUUUUAGAUCCUAAUGAAUGUUUACUUGGCCUUUGUGACAAACGUGGGCAAGCAUUGAGGUUAAGGAUUAAGUCAGAUAGCGGAGAAUUGUGGUUAGCUACAAAGGAUGUAACUCAUAAAUUCCCUUUAGCCACUAUCCAUGAUGUAGUCAGUCAACCUAUUAAAGAUCAUCCUGAAUAUCAUAUAAUGGCUUUUCAGUUGGGUCCCACUCCAAAGUCUCGUUAUUUUGUGUAUUGGCUACCGUCUCAGUAUGUGGAGUCGAUCAAGACAAUGGUAUUACAAUACAAAAUAAUUUCUUCAUUAAGUGGUGCAACCGGAACGAAUAAACCACUUUAAAAUAGAUCUUUAAUUAUAUAUUGUAAUCAAUCGAAUAUUACAUUGAUUUUAAAGAACAAAGCUAGGAUCAACAGCUUCAAUAUUUUUAACAUGUGCAUUAUCUUUACUUUCUCCUUGAAGAUUACCACCUAGAUCCCCUUAUUUCUAGAUCUUACUAAGGCUUUAUUUUUCACCAGCUUCCGAAACUCUUCACCAUUACUUAAACUUUUUUUUGCGUGAAACCACUGUAUUUAUAUGAAUAAGAUCAAUCAAUUAUAAACGAUGCUUUGCAAUGUUCUUGAAGGUUUUACUUGGUGAUAUUAUUUCAAAGUGUGUAACUACUUUGACCGAAAAAGAUUUAUUAAAAUGGUCUUAUGUAUUUAAGUGAACGUUCAGAUAACAAUGUGCUUUGUCACUAUUUUUAAUGUUUGAAGAUCAUCCAUCCACAAAACAGCAGCUGUCUUGAGUUUUUUUUUCAUAACGUUCGGUUAGAACUACACUUCUUUUAAGAAGCUUGAUGACCUGCAAGAUUAUCG
Messenger RNA from Schistosoma margrebowiei, 1383 nucleotides. The record is from the annotation of a GenBank genome assembly. Lineage: Eukaryota; Metazoa; Platyhelminthes; Trematoda; Strigeidida; Schistosomatidae.